This is a messenger RNA of Sordaria macrospora k-hell, 1869 nucleotides long. The record is from RefSeq and is a predicted model, not a curated record. NCBI's taxonomy places the organism in Eukaryota, Fungi, Ascomycota, Sordariomycetes, Sordariales, Sordariaceae.
AUGGAGCUCAACGAACUUAAUGUCCCCAUCAAGGACCUAGCCACAACCGCAGCCAUGACGGUUCCCACAAGCCUUCCACCCGCUCCUCCUCCUAUCUUCUCCAGCCUUCCCACCGAGAUCAUCGCCAUGAUCGCCAAGGAGCUCCUCCUCGACGCAAAGGGACCCGAAGGGCCGUCCAAGGACGAAACUUCCAUCAGAUGGAAGAAGGAACGCAAGGCAAUGGGCGAAGCAAUCACCGGCUUGGCUUCCCUCGCUCACACCUCUCGUCGCCUCAACAAGAUCGUGACGCCCGUCCUUUACGAGCACCCGUUCCUGCUUCAACAAAAUCGAUUUGACAGCACAUGUAACAUCGAGCAUCUUUACGGUCUGGUUCAUUUGCUCGGGAAAGACGACGGGCUUGCCGACCUGGUUCGAUGCUAUCAAGCUCCCAAGAUAGCAAUCUCGGACACACUAGGAGCGUUCCUGGAUCGCUGCUACCGUGAGCCAAAGUCCUACCAGAAGGUGCUCACCUUGCUGAACAAGUACAUUCCAUUCCUGGCCAAUAUCGUGGCGGGGCGCGGUCACCUGGAUAACGGGUACUUGGAAGCGCCGGGAGUGAUGGCCGACCUCAUCCCGGCGGUGAUUCUCUGCCAUUGCCGCAGUAUCAAACAGCUCGAUCGCCUGAGCAUUGGUGGUAACAGAGGCGGCAACUGUUGGCGGUUCUUGUGGAGGGACGUGGUCGCCGCCGGGUCCAGCGUUACGUUCCCGAAUUUGCAAUCCGCAAAGCUGGAAUCGUUUACGGAGCUACAUUUGCUGCCGAUAACAAACAUGGCAGCACUUCGGCGGACACUUACUGCCGUUGAUGAAGCCGUCUCUUUCGUCAAUCACGCCGCCCCCAGCCUCCGACACCUGACGCUCAAGUCAUUCGCGAGCUGCAGCAGUUGGGACGGGGGGCCAUCAACAGUUCCAGAUCAGAUUCCUAUUCGUACACUGGAAAAGCUCACUUCGCUGGAGAUGCAUUACUGCGCGUUUUUGAAGGAGACAGACCUGUGCAGGAUCAUCAAAGCUUGCCCCAAGUUGGAACGUUUUGUCUUCACGUCUGAAGCCAGCCCAAGAGGCGGUGGGAGAUUCACGGGGUUGAAGUCAGCGUUUAUCGGCCCCAAGAUGGCCCUCAAGGCUCUGGCGCCGGUUUCGCAACAACUCAAGGCACUGUCUAUAAAAUAUGCGGCACUAGUCGAUCUUUCCUUCAUGGACGUACUAGACGAUGAUGAUACGGACAUGGACAUGGAGGACGACGACAUGGACAUAACUGACGACGACGCAGACAUGCUCAACGACACAGACACCGAUUACGAUGACGAGAUGGACAUGGAUCUGGAUAUUGACGAAGACGGACCCAUGGACCCCAACGAAAACUUGAUCAAGACCCUCGGCCACUUCCAGCAGUUCCUAAACCUCAAGAUCCUGCGCAUCAGCCACAGCGCCCUACAUCGGUGCCGGACACCUUCUUCUUCCUCAGACAGCGGUCCCGAUCUGGAAGAAAAAGACCAGCAGCUAGUCGACCUGAUCAAAGGCUGUCCAAGCCUAGAAUCGCUCGACGUCACGCAAUACGACAUCCAAAAUACUCCAAUCCGGCCACAACUAGAAGGACUCAUAGCAGCUGUGGCCAGCACUACACCUUUGUCCCAGUCGUCCCAAUUGUCCCAGUUAAAGUCCAUCAGAAUCUCCCUCGACACCAGCUCCCGCCGCUUAGAAGCCGACUGGAUCAACGAUAACUCCGACAACCCCUACCUAAAGGACCAGUUUGCUCGCCAACACCUUACCAAAUACAUACAGAGAGGGAUGAAGCUGAGGAUCGACGUGGCGCCGCUUAAGGAAUAUGAGGCGUAA